Sinocyclocheilus grahami is the source of this 525-nucleotide messenger RNA. Its product is annotated as transforming growth factor beta receptor type 3-like. The transcript is spliced from 4 exons. The record is from RefSeq and is a predicted model, not a curated record. NCBI's taxonomy places the organism in Eukaryota, Metazoa, Chordata, Actinopteri, Cypriniformes, Cyprinidae. Bases 1 to 525 code for a protein of 174 amino acids.
AUGUCAGUGGAUAUCAUUCAUUUCUCUCUGCAGGUGGAGGCGUCUGUCUCUCUGCUGCCUCCAGUGGCUCGUUCAGGCUAUCACAGGAUUGUUCUGAUCCUCAGCAGUGCCGCGCCAGUCAACUGGGCUCUGGUGGCUCCAGAGGUCAGAGGUCACGUCAGGGUCUAUUCGUCCAACAGCGUGAGUCUGCCGUACCGACCUCAAGCCCCCGGCCUCAGCAUGACCAGCACCGUGACCUCUGACCUCCUCAGCCCCCCCGACCUUCUAGAAUGGGCCAAUCAGAACGGCUUUCCCAAAGUGACCUCGUACACCGAGGCUGAUCUGGCCAAUCGCUUCGUCAUCAGGUUAAGGGAAGGUGGAAAAGAAGGGUCUUCAGACGGGGGGCAGGAUGACAUCAGCAGUGAGCCGCUCACCUGCCAGUGUGGGGGCGGAGCUCUUACUGUUACCGUGGAUACACAGAUGCUACAGGCUGCACUUUCCAGAGCACAAAAAGCAGUAAAAAUAUCCUUUCUUUAUUCAUGCUAA